AUGACAAGAGGAUUCGCAGCUAUCGCUCCUCAGUGCGAGGAGUUCUUUGACCAGGUCAAAGAGACUGACACUCUCGACUAUGUUUUCUAUGAAGCCUCCGCACACGACAAGAAGAUCUCCGUCGCUGAGUCCGGUACAUACAAGGAUUACACCGAAUUCGUUGCUCUAUUCAAGGAAGACACUCCCCGGUAUGCGGUCGUCAAAAUCAAGUAUCCUGCUCCAACUGGUAAUGAACAGCGACACAAGCUAGCUUUGAUCACAUGGGUGCCGGAGGGAGCAAAUAUCCAUGACAAAUCCUACUAUACCUCGAACAAAGAUCAUUUCUACCGUGCGCUUGAGGGGAUCAGUCUUCAUGUGCACGCCCAUAAUGUGGGGGAGCUGGCUCACUCUGCUGCGGACGUAAGAGCGCACAUCGAACAAAGUGGCGCAACAUUCAGCACUUCGGUUACGGAAGCAUGCACUCACUUGAUCACCACCCAAGUUGAUGUGGACAAGCAAUCCACCAAAUACAAAAAAGCUUCUGGUCUGCCCGGCUGUCACGUCGUUUCGCUCGAAUGGCUUCUGGAAUCAACACAGGCCAGAAAGCCAUUGCCAGAGUCAAAAUAUGCAUUUAACAAAGAGUCGAAAGUGCAGGUGGACACCGCAGCACAAAAGAACGGCAAUGGGAAAAACACGGAAAAAAAGCCUAAAGACGUGAAGCCUACGAAAAAGCGAGGCGCAAGUGAAGAAGAGGGCUCAGAGUCCAAGAAGAAGGUCAAAGAUAGCCAGAAGGCUACAACUAAGUCGCUUAAUAUUCCCAUUGACGAAGGCUUCGAUCAACGAGACAGCUACUACCAGUCCCCCACUGUCUACAUUGAUGACGCGGGGUUGAUCUGGGAUGCGACUUUGAACCAAACAGUAGCAUCGGACAAUGCCAACAAGUUCUACCGCAUCCAACUGCUGGUGGGUGCCAACUCAAAUUUCAUGACCUGGACGCGCUGGGGCCGAGUUGGUGAAAAUGGCCAAUCCGCCGAUCUCAGAUUCAACGAUUUGAAAAGUGCGAUGGCGAUGUUUGAAAAGAAAUUCAAAGACAAGUCGGGCUUAAGCUGGGCCAAUCGCCUGGAUACACCAAAGAACAAGAAGUACACCUUCCUGGAACGUAACUAUGAAGAAGACGAGGAAGACGAAGAAGAAGCGGAAAAACCUGCAAAGGUGAAAAAGGAAGACGACACUCCUCCUGUGGAAAGUCUCAUGUCUAAACCCCUUCAAGAUUUGAUUUCUUUCAUCUUCAACCUUAACAAUGUCCUUGAGGCCCUUGCAUCUAUGUCUUACGAUGUCCACAAGCUCCCUCUGGGCAAGCUUAGCACUCGGACUCUGAAAAGCGGAUUUUCCGUUUUGAAGGAACUGUCUGAGUUGAUAUCCGAUCCAACCUCCGCGCAAGCCAAAUACGAUGUUCCCUACGGCACAGCCAUUGAGCACUUGUCCAAUCGAUACUUCACAUUGAUCCCUCAUGUUUUCGGCCGCAAUCGACCGCCUGUUCUUGGAUCGGAUGCUCAGAUCAAAAAGGAGGUCGAACUCCUGGAGGCACUUACCGACAUGGACGUGGCGAACGAGAUCAUGACUGAGUCGAAGGAUAGUGAUCAAAUCCACGAGCUGGACCGCCAGUUCCAAGGCUUGGGAAUGCGAGAAAUGGUCGAACUGGAGCACACAUCGACCGAGUUCCAAGAACUCGAAAGCUACCUACAAAACUCCCGUGGCCGCACUCACAACAUGGAAUACAAAGUAAUCAAUAUCUUCCGCAUCGAGCGCCAAGGCGAAACAGAACGCUUCAACACAUCCAAAUACGCCAACCUUCCAAACAGCGAUCGUCGUCUCCUCUGGCACGGCUCCCGCAGUACGAAUUUUGGUGGUAUCCUUAGCCAAGGUCUGCGCAUCGCACCACCCGAAGCACCCGUGAACGGCUACAUGUUCGGAAAGGGUGUCUACUUGGCCGAUACAUCAAGCAAAUCCGCCAACUACUGCUGUCCUUACAACAGCGGUGGAAUGGGCCUGCUUCUAUUAUGUGAUGCGGAGCUCGGUGCUCCUAUGCUAGAGCUCGAUCGUGGCAACUACAAUGCUGGCGAGGAUGCUAUCAAGGCUGGCAAGAUUGCUACCCUUGGAAAAGGUUCCCAGGUGCCAGGUGGCUGGAAGGAUGCUGGUUGCAUUAACCCUGCUUUGGCAGGCGUACGAAUGCCUGAUGUAUCGAUCGCUAAUACUGAUCAUGUCCGUGGCGGAGGCUUGUAUUACAAUGAGUACAUCGUCUAUGAUGUUGCGCAGAUUCGGCAGCGCUAUUUGUUCCAGGUUAAGAUGAAUUGA
Molecule: messenger RNA, 2334 nt
Organism: Penicillium soppii
Lineage: Eukaryota; Fungi; Ascomycota; Eurotiomycetes; Eurotiales; Aspergillaceae
Exons: 6
Coding region: 1-2334 (777 amino acids)
Biological process (GO): actin filament depolymerization
Cellular component (GO): actin cytoskeleton
Molecular function (GO): actin binding; NAD+ poly-ADP-ribosyltransferase activity
Source: RefSeq, a predicted model, not a curated record